Electrophorus electricus (electric eel) is the source of this 4834-nucleotide messenger RNA. RefSeq names its product small G protein signaling modulator 3 (gene sgsm3). Gene Ontology annotation, molecular function: GTPase activator activity; small GTPase binding. Gene Ontology annotation, biological process: regulation of GTPase activity. The record is from RefSeq and is a predicted model, not a curated record. NCBI's taxonomy places the organism in Eukaryota, Metazoa, Chordata, Actinopteri, Gymnotiformes, Gymnotidae.
UUUCAUGUUUUUAAUCAGACGCCGAUCUACGCACAUGUAGGACUAGAGUUAAGUGACGUAGACUGGUAUAUAACGAAGUAUUGUCUCCAUCUUUAUGCGGGCUACUGCUUGUUGCCACAGAACUGCUUUUGCGAGCGGAGGGAUAAAAAUCUCUGAUACAAGAGACGAACAGGUGCAUGACGCAAAACAGUCAUUCAUAGAGGUGUAGGCUAACUAACUAAUCCGCUCAGCAUCACCAGCAAACACGUAUACCCAAAGCUAAGGUCUAACUGUACGCUACAGUAGAGCUGACUGUGACGGAGCUGGAACAUGGUUUAAAAGAAACCUCAACCAAAUGCUUUCAGUAGCUGCUUGACCUGGUCUAGGUAGCUACGAGGAGUGCUGGUGAAGCCCUCAGUCUGGCUCUGUUGUCCAACUGUUGAUACUCUGCAGAUAUCUCCAGCAUGUCAGGUAGCUACACUCCGGCACCUGGGGGCCCUUUCUCAGCUCUCACACCCAGUAUGUGGCCUCAAGAUAUCCUGGCCCAAUACUAUCGGAAAGAUCUGAGCAUGGAAACAGAGCCUCAGUAUGAUGAGUUCGGGUUCCGUAUUGACAGUGAAGACGGGGUGGAGUCGCGGGAUUGGCUUCAGGGGGAAGGCACCCCCCAGAGGGAGGACCCCCAGCAGAGACUUCGCUGGCAGGCCCACCUGGAAUUCACACACAACCACAUGGUGGGAGACCUCACCUGGGACCUGAUCUCGCCGAGCCUGCCCCGAUCUGAUCGGCUCCGCUCGCUCGUGCUGGGCGGCAUACCACACAGCAUGAGACCGCAGCUGUGGAUGCGAUUGUCAGGGGCCCUGCAAAAGAAAAGAACUUCAGAGAUUUCUUACAGAGAGAUUAUCAAGAAUAGUUCAAAUGAUGACACCACAGCAGCCAAACAGAUAGAGAAGGACCUUUUGCGGACCAUGCCCACUAACGCGUGCUUCAGUACCGUGACUAGUGUCGGUGUGCCUAGGCUCCGGCGGGUCCUAAGAGGGCUGGCCUGGCUCUAUCCAGACAUCGGCUAUUGUCAGGGCACUGGCAUGGUGGUGUCGUGCUUGCUCCUAUUCCUGGAAGAAGAGGAUACCCUGUGGAUGAUGUGUGCUCUGAUCGAGGACCUCCUGCCUCCUUCCUACUUCUCCUCCACCCUGCUCGGGGUGCAGACAGACCAGCGCGUGCUCCGCCAGCUCAUCGUGCAGUACCUACCUCGUCUGGACCGCCUGCUGCAGGAGCACGACAUAGAGCUGUCCCUGAUCACCCUGCACUGGUUCCUCACCUCCUUCGCCAGUGUGGUGGAUAUCCGCAUCUUGCUGCGCAUAUGGGACCUGCUCUUCUACGAAGGUUCCAUCGUUCUUUUCCAGGUCACACUGGGCAUGCUCAAGAUCAAGGAGGAAGAGCUGGUGUCAUCAGAGAACUCUGCAUCCAUCUUCAACACGCUGUCGGACCUGCCUAGCCAGCUGCAGGAUGGAGCGGUGGUGCUGGGGGAGGCUGUGAGGCUGGCAGGCUCACUCUCCCAGGACACCCUGGACGCCCAACGCCACAAGCACCUGGCCUAUAUUCUGGCUGAACAGGCACAGCUGAAUACCAACAACUCCCAUUCACUCAACGCGAACCUCAAUAAGGUGGCACGCAGGCAGAGUCUACGCAGGAAGUCCACGCUGAGCUCGCUGCUGUUUGGAGAAGACGAGGCCGAGGCACUCAAGGCAAAGAACAUCAAGCAGACGGAGCUGGUGGCAGCGCUGCGCGAGGCCAUCUGCCGCACGGCUGAGCACUUCCACUGCCUGGACCCCCGCCACUCCUCAACGGACUUAACUCCAGACUACUCUAUGGAAAGCCAUCAGCGGGACCACGAGAACUUUCUCGUGGUGUCUCGAAAUCGUAGGAGACGGGCCAAGGCCCUGCUGGAUUUUGAGCGGCAUGACGAUGAUGAACUUGGCUUCCGAAAAAACGAUAUCAUCACGAUCAUCUCACAGAAGGAUGAGCACUGCUGGGUGGGGGAACUCAACGGGCUCAGGGGUUGGUUUCCAGCCAAGUUUGUUGAAAUCCUGGAUGAACGGAGUAAAGAGUAUUCACUGGCAGGAGAUGACUCUGUAACAGAGGCGAUCACAGAUUUAGUGCGGGGAACACUGUGUCCAGCGUUGAAGGCCAUUUUCCAGCAUGGCCUGAAGAAGCCUUCCAUACUUGGAGGACCCUGUCACCCCUGGCUCUUCAUCGAGGAGGCUGCAAGCAGAGAGGUUGAGAGGGACUUUAACUCUGUCUACUCCAGACUGGUGUUGUGCAAGACCUACAGGUUGGAUGAAGAUGGAAAGGUGCUCACUCCUGAGGAGCUGUUGUACAGAGCUGUGCAGUCUGUCAAUAUGAGCCACGACUCUGCACACGCUCAGAUGGAUGUCAAGUUCCGCUCCCUCAUCUGCGUUGGAUUGAAUGAGCAGGUCCUGCACCUGUGGCUGGAGGUUCUCUGCUCUAGUGUAAACACAGUGGAAAAGUGGUAUCAGCCAUGGUCCUUCCUGCGCAGUCCUGGCUGGGUGCAGAUCAAGUGUGAGCUCAGAGUCCUCUCCAAGUUUGCCUUCAGUCUCUCCCAAGACUGUGAAUUGCCUGCCAAAAAAGAGGAAAAGGAACAAAAGCCUCUGAAAGAGGGCGUUCAGGACAUGCUGGUGAAACAUCAUCUCUUCAGCUGGGACAUCGAUGGCUAGACUACAGCUCAAACCCAGAGCCUAUGAUGCACAUCAGAUACGCUCACACUCAUUCAUUCUCGCCACAGCAGAAAAAGAUGGAGGACUUGCUGUUAAAAGUGAUAGCUGCCGAUUUUGUUAAUUGCUUUACAUAAGUUUGAAGUCGUGCGUGUUUUGAGUGUAUAGACACCAAUGUCACCAAUGGCCAAUUUUGUGUACUUGCACACGAAAAAAAAAAAAAAAAAGCGACUCACUGAGUCAACACUUUGAGAGCAUGCAAUAUGCACUUCUUCAAAAUCUUUUCCUCAGCAAGCAUUUUCUCUGAAUCUGAAAUGAGCUCCAAACUGCUGGUCUCCUUUCUGGUCUGCCUUUUUGGACUCUACAUUGUGUGGAGUUGUCCGAAAUAAGACUAUGAAGGGCAUUCUUGGAGCAAUGAACGAAUUUGAUUUCUACACUUCUGUGAAUCUACACCUUCCUCCCUCGCACAUUGUUCAUUGUUUGUAAAGCUAUCACACUAUUCAUGUUCUGAAGAGCUCUGUGUGAGGUGACCACCCUACCAGUGGUCAUAUGAGACAAAGCUAGUUUGCUACUACUUGACUUGGUUUUGCACAUCACUACGUUGUUAGAUUUUUGUUUUUCCCUAUGAGCACUGAAUAUAACAUUCACUGAACAAGGGGAAAUGCAUGUAUUUGAUGCAGUAGUCAUUUCACUAUUACUAGACCUUUUUGUUUAACAAUUUCAAGAAUUCUGUAAGGGUGUCGGUGUAUUGUUGAACAGCAGCUUUAAAUUCUAAAUGGAAUUACCUUUGGAAAUAGUUUGUCGGCUAUCCUUUCUAACUUCUGCUGAAGUGUAGGUGCAUUAAUAUGGCAUACCCCAACACUACUUAUAAUAAAGCUGCAAAGUAAAAUGGGGCAGGUAGUGGAUCUUGAGUAGAAACUACAUUUGCUGUAUUACAGAGUUCUUAAGGCUCCUGGGCUAAUGAGCAGACCUUUUCAUAGUGGGAGUGCAGCUAUUUUUGUAACUCAACUUGCAUGAGUUAGGGAGUCUAGGGAGCCAAAAGAGCUUAAUGAUUUAUCACGAAGCAGCUUAGUUUUUGCAAAUGUGAUCUUUCUUUCAGAUAAACCGGCAAAGACAUAUGUUUAGUUUAAAAAUGCAAAUUAUAGAUGAGUACUUAACUGCUGGGUUAUGUAUCACAGUGGGCCAGAUUAUAGGUGGGCUUUGCUGUACAGCUAGGGUUAUGGAGUAGUGGUCUAUGGGGUUAGAUGUAUAUGUCUCAUGCUGAGAAUGCUGAUCUGUGAUCAGUUUUUAAUCAUAUUCUAUUGAUUACCAGUUACAUGGCAACAAAGAAGCUGGUACUAGCUCAGCAUCUAAUUGCUGUUGGUGUAUGCUGACACACAUCAUUUCUAUUGCACGUUUUGUUCUAGGGUUUAAAUGUCCAUUCUGAACCAAGCCCUUUUAGCACAGGAGCCUUCUGGGACCUUGGGCUGGAGUGGAGUUUAGAUCAGGGGUGUGGUAGUGUAGGACCAGAGUCCAGUGCAGUGUGGCUACAUUUCCUGCUCUUAACACGCCUUCUAAAUUUGGCAAAGAAUAGAUGUAUUGGAUCAGGUGUGUAACAGCAGGAAUAUCACCCCAAUGGACUCUGAGCCAAAACUGGGCCGCCCUGGUUUAGGGCAAUCACAUUCCAGAUACUGUGUGACUUCAAAAGGAAGAAACACAGCAUGACCAACAUAAUCAACAGCUUUGAGGGCAUUCUUUUACGUGAACAUUGACAAAGAUCCAUACAUGAAAUAAAUCUCUGCAAGAACCCCAUUUGGUUUGCUCCCCCCCCCCCCCAAAAAAAAAAAAAAAAAAUGUUCUUGCUUAUAAUCUUUACCCCUUUAGAACACUUCCUGUUGUAGAAUUCAGUUUAAAAAUGGACUCAUCCCACAAACACUCCAAUUUUUUCCCUUAUUAAUUUACUCAACAAAACUGGUAAAGUGACAAACAGCAAUAGACAGGGGUAGAACAAAUUAUUUGCCACCAGUUUAUUAUAUGGUAACACAACUGGGAAGAUGGUAUGCUGUUUCCCAACAUGUAAACAGUGAUGUGUGUUUUUUUUUUUUUAAGGGUUGUGAUUAAAACAGCAAUAAAAUGCUGUGCGCUAA